AUGGGAUGGAUCUGCAUGUGGGGGCAAGGGUUGGGGAUGGAGGGAUUGGGGGUUAGGUUGAGGAAUUUUAGGGGCCCGGGGGGAGCGGGCAAUUGGCGGAUCCACAUAGGCGCAAGGAGGUGCGGUUGCACCUCCCCCUUACUGGAAAAACCUUUGGUGGUGAAAUGGAUUCUGGACUAUGAGAAGGUGAAGGACGAAAUCCCAGCUCCGCAAUAUUAUCAGGACACUCAUCUUGUCAAUGCAUGA
This is a messenger RNA of Prunus armeniaca (apricot), 246 nucleotides long. The record is from the annotation of a GenBank genome assembly. Lineage: Eukaryota; Viridiplantae; Streptophyta; Magnoliopsida; Rosales; Rosaceae.